AUGGAAGUUCUGGGAGGAGUAGCUAGCGGUAUCGCAGUCGUUCAGAUAUCUUCAGAGAUCGCCAAGCUUUGCGGCAGCUACAUCAUUGAAGUGCGUGACGCUCAGGAGGAGAUCGAGCGCCUUCGAGUCAAGGCAACAGCCGUCCAUGAUGUCCUUUGCCGCCUGAAGAGCAACAAUCGAAUCGAUGGGGUUGGAGAUAGCAUACAGCAUUGUCUUGAUGAUCUGGCUCCUAUCAAACAAAAGUUGGAGGCCAAGAAGAGACACAGAUUCAAGGACCGCAAUGGAGUCAGAGCGCUUAAAUGGCCCUUCUCGAAGAAACAAGUCAUCACAAUCAUGGAAAGUCUCGAGGACUAUCUUCUCUUAUUCAGCACUCAUCUUCAGCUAACACUCGAUGAAAGAACGGAGGCAGAAAAGCGACAGCGCAUUCUUGAGAAGCUAGAUUUCGUGAGCGACGCUGUUUUUAACUCUUAUGAGAGCAGCGGACGACAUCGGCAAUGUCUUAAGGGGACUCGCACCCAGCUCUUGAAUGAGAUCACCAAUUGGGUAGAGAGUGAGGCUUCCAAGCCCAUCUUCUGGCUUAAGGGCUUAGCAGGCACCGGGAAAUCUACCAUAUCAAUGACCAUAGCUUCCAUUCUUCAAGAUCCAAGCCGUAUCUGUGCCAGCUAUUUCUUCAAGCGAGGGUUUGGCGAACUUGCUUAUGCAAGAAGGCUUAUCACUACGCUUGUGCGACAGUUGGUAUCGACUGCAUCUCCGUAUCAGGACUCUGUCGUCAAAGCCCUGGAGGCUGAAGCUGGCCUCGGCAAAUCUGUUGGCUUAGCGGAGCAAUUUGAUAAGCUUCUCCUUGAUCCACUACUGACUUUGCAGAAGAAUCAAUCACCCGUUCCACAGAUCCUAAUCGUGAUUGACGCGCUGGACGAAUGCGAUGAGGAAGACAAUGUUCGGCUCUUACUCCGGCUUUUCAGUAGGAUUCGGGAUGUUCAUCAACUCCACAUCCGCAUUUUCAUAACAAGCAGGCCCGAGUGGCCUAUUCGUAUGGGGUUUGAGAAAUUGACGUCUGUAUUGUACCAUGACUUGGCACUACAAAAUAUCACGCGCUCGACUGUGGACGAAGACAUCCGAAAUUUCGUCCAACACGAACUUGACUCUACUAGCUCAGAAUUUUCGCUUGGAGAUCAAUGGCCGCCCAAAUCUGACGUCGACCAUCUAGUCCGAAAAGCUGGUGGCCUUUUCAUUUUUGCCUCCACCGCCUGCCGGUACAUUGGUGGCUCACCGCAAGCUGAUCCUGAAGAACGCCUGGCCGACAUUUUAGGCGAUGUAGCCGACAACCAGCUCGCCACCGAGGAACUCGAUCAAAUGUAUUCAGCCAUUAUACGAAAAGUCUUUCGGGGUAAGUAUACGUCGAAAGAACAGGAACGUAUUGCUAGCCAAUUUCGCGAGACUGUGGGUCGAAUCGUACUCCUGAAGCGCCCCUUACCGGUCUCGGACUUGUAUGCGCUGUUCGGCCACCAUUUGUAUCGCACACAACUUAUAUUUGAGACUAUGCUUCGACAGCUCUAUGCGGUGUUGGACGUGCCCGAAGCGAACAGUGCACCGGUACAGAUUCUUCAUCUGUCAUUUCGUGAUUUCUUACUUGAUGAACGUCGCUGUCAAGAGCGGCACGCAUGGGUGGAUGAGCAAGAAAUUAAUGAAAAGCUAGCUUCUGAAUCAUUGGGUUUGAUGUCAAUGUCUUUGCAUCAAAAUAUCUGCGAUCUGGAAUCGCUGGAUACAGAAAUCUCCGAGAUCGACGCAGCUCUCAUCGCGGAGAAGCUUCCCCAAGCAAUGCAAUACACAUUUUCUAUGUUGGCUGGAAGCUAUAUCCCUGAUAAGGCGGACUUUUGA
Messenger RNA from Bacidia gigantensis, 1878 nucleotides. RefSeq lists its product as uncharacterized. The transcript has 2 exons. Lineage: Eukaryota; Fungi; Ascomycota; Lecanoromycetes; Lecanorales; Ramalinaceae. The record is from RefSeq and is a predicted model, not a curated record. The coding region runs from base 1 to 1878 and encodes 625 amino acids.